UCUACAAUGACCGUAACACUUCAUACAGCAGAGUUAAAAAUAAAAAAGAUAAAUACAUUUCAUUUGUUUAUUAUCUAUUAAUCGAUUCCCAAACUGAUUAGAAAUAAAGGUCAGCAGAUCAGGAAAUUAACAGGUGAUGUGCGAUCAGAAGUUUAACCUGAAACAAGAAAAGAAAGUGGAAUAAAAAACCCAGCAACAUAGAGAAAGUGCCUUUAAUCAGUGGAAAGCUGCCGGCAGCAAUGCAAACAAACUCCACUGUGUUCAAAUAUUUGCAGCAUCUGAUAUGCGUCAGCUCACGUUCGCUGCUCCUGUUGAACACAUCCUGCUGUCCAGGAUGCGAGCCUGCGGGUUUGUGUUUGAAUGUCACUGAUAUGACGGAGCGCCAGACGCUUCCUCUCUCAACAUGCCGGCAGCGAUGCACCUCACUGUCCUGCUCUGCCUGCUCACAGCGACAGCCUGCCGCGGGAGCUCAGUUUCCUCUACUGUGACGGCUACGAGUGCCUCCAGUGCAACCCAGAGCUUAGCAUCAUCACCCACAGUGAAAACAUCAACCGUCACACCCCAGCUCCAAACGACGACACAGACGACCCCCAAUCUUACUUCAGCUUCACCACAGACUGCCACAGCAGAGAAGACCGGCCCGAGCAGCGCUCCCCUGAACACAACGAUCGGCCAAACGUCUGAUCAGACCGUCACUCAGAACCAGACGGUCCCGCUAACGUCAGAGUCUCUGAAUGUCACAGCUGGUACAUCGGGGAACAAAACCACUUCAGAUCUUUCAGGCAACAAGGAAAAUUACAAGUUGGUGGAAAGUCCUGGCCUGGUGGCCGUCAUCUGCAUCUUUACAAUCGUCUUUGGCCUCUUACUGGUGGUUAUAACGGUGAAAUGCGUCAGAUCGUCGAGGUCCAACUUUGAGAGGCUCGAAGACGUUCCAAUGGGUAAAGUGAACGAAACCUCUCCCUUCGCUCAGUACACAAAAUGACAGAAGGCUCUUCUUCACUGGACAACAACUCAUCAUCAUCAUCUGGGCUGUAAAUCAACACCUAACAUGUCAACAACAGUCAGAAGGGACUUUAAGUUUAAAUAUAUAAUCGUAAAUUGGACUUUUGUUUGAUCAACUUUGACUUGGUUACUUCACUGCUGGUGAUUCAAUAGAUUCAGACUCUAAUCAAAUAACUCUUACCUCACUCUGCUUUUCUUUCCUUUGAGAAAAGAGUUAACCUAAAAAAUAAAAAUGGUGAAAUGAAUCCUUAAAAUCUUCUGUUCUACAGGAACACGUAGAAUAAUGUAAUCUAAAUGCUUAAAAAUAUUUUAUUGAUGGGUUUUCUCCUAGGAUUUCCAUUUAUCUCCAUCCUUCUUUGGUCAUAUCAACUCUGCUCAGUUUCCCUGUGUGUGUUGAAGGCAAACAUUCCCGCAUCAUGAUGCAGCCACCACCAAAUGUCACUAAUUAUUUAUAAUCUAUAAUAUUUACUAAUUAGAUUACUUGUUCACUAUGGAUUUCUACAGUUAUUAGAGUAAAAGUAGCAGAAUUCAAAUGAAUGCCAGACUUUCCACAUUUUACUUUGCAAGAAAAUUAAUUUUUAUUUUUUCCAUUUCUUCUUCUGCUCUGUGCUACUUUUUGUCCAUCACAUAAAAUCCCAAUAAAAACAUUGAAGUUUGUGGUUGUAAUGUAGCAGUAAGUGAAAUGUUCCAGAAAUAUAAAUAAUUUUGCAAUAUAAAUGGUGAUUUCUGUAACGUGUCUUUUGAGAAUUUAAAGGUAAAAAUGUUGCUAUUCUAGUUGUCAUAUCUGAAAGAAUAAAGAUGUUUUCAGUUUUU
Messenger RNA from Poeciliopsis prolifica (blackstripe livebearer), 1815 nucleotides. RefSeq lists its product as uncharacterized. The record is from RefSeq and is a predicted model, not a curated record. The transcript has 4 exons. Lineage: Eukaryota; Metazoa; Chordata; Actinopteri; Cyprinodontiformes; Poeciliidae. Bases 404 to 982 code for a protein of 192 amino acids.